ACAGUCAACGUAUUGUGUUAUGUGAAUAGCAGUGGUAAACAGGCACAGUUCUGUGUAAAUAAUUACCACGUAGUGAAGAACUUUCCUGGCUAUUUAGCAGGGCUGCGUUGCAUCUUCCAGAUUUUACGCAAUGGGUGAUAUAGGAGAAGCCGCGAUAUUUGAAGCAGAGGAGUUUGAGGUAGUAGAUGAAUGCGUGGAAGAAGAUGAAGGGACAAUGGAAAAAGAUUUAGAGAAAAUAUCAAGUAAUAAUUCGGCAACAGUAUCUGCUCCAGAGAAAACAACUGGCAGUUUGCAGAAUGCAGAAGAAAGCCAACUGAAAAACAUAGGACAGGAAAAACUUGAAUUACUUGAUAAGACUUGUCGAGAUGACGAAAUUGAAAAGAAACCAAAUAAAAAAGAAGUUCCCAAGACUACAAAGAGUACCCAGGCUAAGAAUGGGCCAGUGGAAGGCUGCCUCCAGAAGAAACAGAUCUUACGCAUUCAAAAACCAAUUGACUUUACCGCUGAUAUUUCUAUGGAGCAGCUGGAUGCCCCAGGAGCAUAUAUGACCGAUGAAGAAAUUAUGAACCAUCUUGAUGAAAUUGAAAAUAUUGUGCUCGAUGGAACAAGUUUUGAGCUACAGGAUGAAUCUGAUCAAUCAAUUUCUGUUUUAUCUGAUUCAGAUGUACAGGAAACACCGACAAAAGAAAAAUCACACCAAUCAAAUGAUGAGCCUCCUUGUGACGAGAAUAUUACAGAUGAAGUUAAAAGUACAACAGAGAACGAAAAUGAAAAAAUGAAAGUGCAAGUAGAAGAAACAAAAUCGCAGAAAAGUUCAAGUGAGGUCGUAGUAAUAGACCUGGAAGCAUCUGUGCCAGAGUCAGCAGAUGAACCUCUUAACACAGAAUGGUAUGAAAAAAAGCUUGAAACAAAAGUGGCAACUGUAAAAGACCGCUUGUCAAAAUUAGCCCGGGUACUUGAGUUCUCUUAUCCACGAUACAAAACUUGGUUGGAUCGGAAUGAAACUCUUCUUGGAAGUCCUGUUUGUCGACUGGAUGCCCCGCGUCGGUGUUCAUUGGAAAAACCACAUAGUAAUCGAUGGAAAUUUAUUUGCAACAGAAAGCCUGUACAGGAGUCAACAGAGAAGCAGAGCACUAACAAGGAGGAAAGUUCAGGCAACACCAACUCAACAAUGUGGCGGCUGACUCCAACCGGUGUAUGGGGUUCUAAUACCGAUAAUUCUUCUGAAUAUCCGUCUUUUGUAAUGAAAGCAGUUAAGGUUUUUGAAGAUUUUCUCCAGUCAACGCCACCCUUGGAUGAAUCAUCUGCUCAAUCAGCUGGUGAACUUACUGCUGAUGGCAAUGCAGCACCAAAAUCCAAAGAAGCAUCUUCCUGUACGGAUGCAGGUGAGAAGGAAAAUAUUCAGCAGCAAUGGUUGUGGCUUCUAGUCAGAUGUAAUCGUGACGAUGAACUAAUGCUGUUCGCAACUGGAAAAAAUAUCGAACGUGCAACGAUGGAUAACUUAAAACAGGUGUACGAAACUGGACCUGGCAAAGACUGCAAGGUCAAGUCAUUGUAUUGCAAGUCGAUUGUCAAAAAUGGAGAUACAACAAGUUACACCACAACGUUUUUAGUUGGAUCUGAAGCUUUAGAUGAAAAGGUUGGGGGUAUAAAAAUACAAUUGGCACCUAAGACGAAUUUUUGGUCAAAUGCAGCUGGCGCUGAAAGUCUUGGAAACACGGUAGCUGAUUUCGUCUCACCUACACCCAAAACCACAGUUGUAGAAAUUGGUUGUGGAACUGGACUCAUUGGGCUUAUGCUUGCAUCAAAAUGUCAGCAAGUUAUUGGUCUGGAUUCACUAUCAGAGGUAGAAGAAGCCGAAAUGACCAGUGAAUUGAAUGGUAUAAAAAAUGCUGCAUUCGUCAUGGGUGAACCUAGCGAAGUAAUGGCCACAAUCAGUAAAGUGCUAUCAAAUUGUAGAGCUGUUGCAAUCGUGAAUACGAACACCAAUAUUGGCAGAGCUAUUGAAGUGAUGACAAAUCUACGAAAAAUCACAUCAUUGGGACGGCUUGUAUUGGUGACUACUUUGACAAAGCAAUCUGUUCGAUCUAUAUUAGAGCUCACAAGGCCCAGUGAUGGUUUACUUGGCAAUCCAUUCUUACCUACUCGCGCAUGUGUUGUAGACACCUUGCCUAUUGGACCACAUUUCGAAGUUGUUAUAUUAAUGGAACGUCGGAACAUAAAUAAGUUCCCAGAGCAUUGCGUGUUGCCAGGCUUACCAAAAUCGUUAUUAGGCCAGAAUAAAGGAGCUGCAGGUUCGAGUAGGCCAAAUAUAAAUACCCUGUCUAGAAAGCAAAAAAUCAACCUCCAACGAAUAUCAAAAAUGCCGAUUCCAACUACAAAGGUUGCUAAAAUUGGUGGGCCUCCUAACAAGAAAGGAAAGUUGGUCCCUGUUGGCACAAAAAAGGGGCAAUUACCCACCGCAAAACCAAUAAAAACCUUACCACCACCAAAAAAUAAAUUUACAAAGAGGAUUCAUUCGCCAGAUAGACCCCAUGUACCUCCCAAAAAGUUUGCGGGUAAACCUGAUAAAGGUAAUUUCAAACCGUGGACAACAGAAAGAGUUUCUUCUGAAUAUAAGCCACAUGAAGGCAACCGAGGAGCGAAUAGAUUCAAUGAACCAAUGCGAAAGAAUGUGCCACAUAGAAGUAGAAGUCCAAUAAUCAUGAAAGGUGACCUGGAAAGACACAGCUCACACAGUUGGAUUGAAGAAACCUCCAUUCACCGUGGAAGUCCGAGUCGUGAUAAAAGAUUUAGAGAUCAUAGGGAUCAAUCUGAUUUGCGGCAGAGAUUAUCCGGUAAUCGAAUAGAGCCUGAAAUAAUGGAAAAAGUCAAAAAGCAGCAGCAAAUGCUCGAUCUAGCCAAGCAAAAAUUAAGCGGACCAUCUGCUAGCGUUGAUGCAGCAACUGCGAAACAACUUCAUAACAUGCUGAAUAUGGUUCUGGAACAGACCAAUAAAUUACAAAGUCAACUGCCACGCUCAGUGUGGGAUCGUAUUGCACCACCAGAAAAUAUACCAGGCCCAUCGAAUGUCCAGUCACCAAAUGAUCCGCUAUUAAAAGGUCGGUAUGUCCAAGGAAUGGGAACUCAAGAUAUAUUGAUCACAACAGCCAACAGAGAAUUUUUACAAUCAAAUGAACCAAUGUCAAGAGGAAAUUUUGAUCGAUUCAAUGCUAUUCCUCCUUCAAGAAACAAUCAAAUGUCCUCUAACUUGACAAUGAGACAAGACCGUGGUCCAGACCAUUUCCAGGAUAUCGGUCCUGAUAGGUUUCGCAAUCCUGGUGUUGAUUACCAUAAGCGUCAUGAAGAGGGAAACCCAUGGAAUCGCGAUAAGCAGUCCGAUAAAAGUCAAUGGGAGCCAUUCCAAGAAAAAAAAAGUACAUCACCUAAUAGAAAGCCUAUGUCUCCGCUGAGACACCAUUUACCACAGAUAGGAAGACCUGCAUCACCUAGACGAGUUGCAUCACCACUCAGAAGACCAUCAUCUCCAAUGAGACAUCCAAUAUCUCCGCAAAGGAGACAUAUUUCGCCCCUUAGACGUCCAAUAUCACCACAAAGAUGUCAGAUAUCUCCCAGGCAUCAAUUGUCGCCAUCGAGACGCCAUAUCUCACCACCGAGGCGAGGCAUGUCUCCCCCUAGACAUCACGUGUCUCCGUCUCGGCGACAUUUAUCUCCCACGCGACGUCAAUUAUCUCCAACAAGAAGGGUCGAUGACGAUUGGGACAUACCAAGUAGGGGUGCCAUAGAACAAAAUAAUUGGCAGCGACCCAGGGAACGAGUACCUGAGCAAAGACGGCCCGAUAGACAACCAUCUGGUAAUUUCAAUUGGGAUCAUUCAUCAGGCAAUGAGAGAUAUCGCAAACCAGUAAAUCAAGACAAGUGGGAUAUCAAAGAUUCAAGUCACGAUGCAAUUUGGACAAGUGGCACAGGUAGCGGGGAUACAUGGGAGCCUAAACAGCCAACUGUUGCCCCAAAUCAGGAACACUGGCAGUCGAAAAAUGAAAACAGAUGGCAAAAUUCAUCUGGCGGAUCCAAUGGAGAUAAUUGGAAUAUCAGAGGAAAAGAAAGCUUUUCAAAACCACUGGCAAGAGAAGAACCUAAAAUGCCUUGGACAGAUGGUAAGCAGAGAUGGGGAGAUUUGGGAGGUCCCUCAAAGGAAUCCUGGAAUCAAGCUGACAAGGAAGAUUGGAAUGACCUUCCCGAAGAUGCAAAAGAUCCUUGGGGAGAUGAUGGUAAUAAUGCAAACAAGGAUCGUUGGCCUAAGUAUGGAAUGUCAUCCGCAUGGUCCAGAGAAAACCAAACAGGAGAUGCGUGGGCCAAACCGAAUAAUGACAACUGGCAAAAUAAAUCUACGCCUGUUAACAAACCUCAAUGGCAGCCAUCUCUGAGUGGGCAGUACAAUAUGGAACCACGUUGGACGUCAAAUGAAGCACCCAAAAAGACCUCAUUAUCGGCAGCUUGGCAAGGAAACACGAAUAUGACAAACAACUGGCAGCCGCAAAAUUAUUCUGGAUUUCAGCAAUCUCGGUCUUACAAUCCUGGUUCCUUCAAAGAUAGACGUUAAAUCGUUACAUUAUUAUUAAAUUUGUUAUCAUUAUUAACAAAUGGUAGAGGGAAAUGCGUUUUUCAGACUACAUUGGCAAUGCUAGAUAAUGUUACUCUGUUAGUUGUAGAUUUUCGGCUGAAAUCUAUGGAUUGAGAAGUUAAGGGAUGAUUAUUUUUUCAUAUCAAGUCCAAAUUUGAUUUGCACUUGAAAUUAUAAAUUCAAUCGUAGUCAUAACUGCAUUAUGAUAUGUUUUUUUUCCAUUGGAAUGAAUAUCAAUUGUUGAGAUAGUUCACAAUUUUCGUUUACUUGGUCAUAUUUGAAUUUCAACAAAUCAAGAAUUUGUAAUUUACAUAUAUUUUAUUAUCCACUUGUAUUGGAAGCUAAAAAUUUUCACAGAGGGAUGUGUAUUCAAAUAUUUGGCAUCGAUAUAAAUUUAAGCUAAUACUAAGUAAUUUUUGUUGUAAAAAGUUUGAACAAAGUUCUGAAUAUUUAUUACUUUUUACAAUACUGUUUUUCCUUUCAGUCGACCAUUUUUUUUUUUUUUUUUAUGCCAAUGUUUUUAUA
This is a messenger RNA of Athalia rosae (coleseed sawfly), 5149 nucleotides long. RefSeq lists its product as uncharacterized. The transcript is spliced from 8 exons. NCBI's taxonomy places the organism in Eukaryota, Metazoa, Arthropoda, Insecta, Hymenoptera, Athaliidae. The record is from RefSeq and is a predicted model, not a curated record. Bases 131 to 4603 code for a protein of 1490 amino acids.